UCUUUGACACUUCCUGUUGGAAACUGGACGUGAUGUGGAAUUAGAGCCUACCCAGCUGAAGCCACCCAACACUUACUACAAAUAUAGCCGUGAUGCGUAGGCCACAAAAUGGCUCCACUCACUUUUCCCAAUGAAAAGCAAAUGGAUUUAGCAGUUUUAUCCCGAUGCGGGUGUCCUUCCUCUCUGUAAAGUCGUAAGUACCUCGAGGUGGGAGGAGUAAAUUCAGCCUGACACUGAGAGCGCUUUUGUUGAAACAGGAGAGACUUGCGGUGUCCCUACUUAAAUAUGACACAUGACGAUGGACAGGCCGCCCGCCCCGCCGCCCCCCAGUGACCCCCGCGAUGCCCGGCCCCCCCGGCGGCACGAGUCGGAAGCGGAAAGCACGAGCGAGCCGGAGAGCAGCCGCGGGGGGAUGGAGGCGCCGGGAGACCCCCAGCUGCUGCUCAACGGGGCGGCCAAGGAGGCGGGCCGGCCCUCCCCCGGGCCCCCCGCCGCCGCCGUGCCCGUCAUCGAGCUGGUGCGCCGGGGGGGCUCCCUGGACAUAAAAGGCCGCGAGGCGCCGGCGGAGGCGAUGCAGAGAGCGCCGGGCGCCGAGCCGUGCCGCGCCGCCGAGGCCGCCUGCGAGGCCCGCAUGGUGCAGCUGAGCCCCCCCGCGCUGCCGCUGCAGCCCCCCGGCCGGGCCAUGCUCUACAACCUGGGCCAGCCGCUGGCCACCAUCAACAGCGGCUUCUUCGGGGAGCCGGACUCCUUCUCCAUGUACGGCGGCAACCGCGUCAAGAGGAGACCCUCGCCCUACGAGAUGGAGAUCACCGACGGUCCUCACACAAAAGUGGUUCGGCGCAUUUUUACCAAUAGCCGGGAGAGGUGGAGACAGCAGAAUGUCAACGGAGCCUUUGCAGAGCUUCGCAAGCUCAUCCCAACUCACCCACCCGACAAGAAACUGAGCAAGAACGAGAUUUUACGCCUGGCUAUGAAAUAUAUCAACUUCCUGGCCAAGCUGCUCAACGACCAGGAGGAAGAGGGAAACCAAAGGGGCAAGGUGAACAAAGACUCUGGGAUAGUCCAGGAAGACCUCCUGCAGGACAUGUUGUCUCCUAACUCUAGCUGUGGAAGUUCUUUAGAUGGAGCAGCAAGCCCAGACAGCUUCACGGAAGAACAUGAAACACUAGAUUCAAAGCACACACGGAGUCUGCAUCACUCCAUUCUUCCUGUAGAAGGCAAUGCGCAGCGAUGAUGACCUUCCAAACUGCUCCUAAAGCACAAAGUGGGGAGGAAGACCUACGUAUGUGGAUACUGGAAUUUGUACACUUGGAAUUUCUGACUCUGCAUUUACAGAAGGCCCCGGGGACUCGGGCUUGGAGUUCUCGCAGCCCCAGGACUGAGAGGACAGCGAGUUGGCUGAGAACAAGACCAAAACAGAUUGAUGUUCGACAUUUAGGUACGUGAUCGUACAAAGAAGAAAAGCAUUGAAGUCAUCUUCAUUGUACAUAUUGCUCAUAAUAUGACUCUGAGGAGGGGAAUGAAACCUGGCUGACACCUCUCCAGCAUUUAGAGGGUUUUCAGACCAUUUGACAAUUGUCACUUUUUAAACAGAAUAGUCACCCAGCUGAGACAUGAAACAUGAAACUCCUCUUUCACUGCCAACUGAGGCCACCGAUGCUUUCCAGCAGCACGUGGCACUGGAGACUGCUGAAAUGUGACAGUGCUACAGCAUUUCUCCAGCCUGUGGCAAAGAAGUAUAUGCAACUUGUCUGAGCAGAAGCUGUGGCAACAUGUUCAUGUUGUCCGAGAGCUUUUGACUGUACCUUUUUAAAGAGGUGGAAAAUGCCCUCAGCAAAAGAACUAUUAAAAGGAUUAAGACUUUUCUUUUUCUCUUCUUUUUUUCUUUUCCUUCACUUUUUCUUAAACCUAACUUUGGAUUGUUUGGGGUGUUGUAUUUAUGACGUGGGAUUACUUCUGUUUAAUACCGUCAUGCAGUAUCCACUGAACGAAAAGGUACAUAGGUGUUUUCUGCUCUCCACCGCCCUCUGAGUCCCUGAUCAUUGCGCUGAUAACACGCGGCGGGUGAGGUCCGAGGCCUGUAGCGGUCACCUAGAGUUUUCCCCGUGGCUUCUGUAGGGCCAGAGCUUCUUUCAAGGAAGAUGAAUUUCACAAUUGAUAAGGAAAAGAAUUGCUAGUGAAGCUUCCCUUGAACCUGGGGACUAUUUUUUUUUAAUUAAAAAAGCAACAAAAGACAAAAUCAAUGGUGUAACAAUGAUGUGUGUGUACAUAGGGUUAUAAAAGGGUUUUAAUGGUA
This is a messenger RNA of Dromaius novaehollandiae (emu), 2296 nucleotides long. RefSeq names its product TAL bHLH transcription factor 1, erythroid differentiation factor (gene TAL1). Gene Ontology annotation, molecular function: RNA polymerase II cis-regulatory region sequence-specific DNA binding; protein dimerization activity; DNA-binding transcription factor activity, RNA polymerase II-specific. The transcript is spliced from 6 exons. NCBI's taxonomy places the organism in Eukaryota, Metazoa, Chordata, Aves, Casuariiformes, Dromaiidae. Gene Ontology annotation, biological process: regulation of transcription by RNA polymerase II. The coding region runs from base 293 to 1234 and encodes 313 amino acids. The record is from RefSeq and is a predicted model, not a curated record.